This is a messenger RNA of Paramecium tetraurelia, 330 nucleotides long. RefSeq lists its product as uncharacterized. Lineage: Eukaryota; Ciliophora; Oligohymenophorea; Peniculida; Parameciidae. The record is from RefSeq and is a predicted model, not a curated record. The transcript is spliced from 2 exons.
AUGAAAUAAGGUUCCAAAAAACCCAAAACCUCAUAUCAUAAGUUGUCUUCCGACAUCAAACAGACCCUAAUUCACUUGAUUUGUCGCAAAGGCUUCAAAAUAAAACACGCAGCCUCCCAACUGAAUAUCAAGUAUUCAGCUGCAAAAUCCAUUUUCCUUUACCACCGAAAUAAUAUGAUCAAAAAUUCAUAAGGCAUCGAUUCGACAAAAAGAUGUUUGUACAGAACCAUAACCAAGGAAAGUGUAAGUUUUCGAGUAGUCACAAAAAUCGCUGGCGAAUUCGUGAAUUCAAAAACCUUACACCCCAAACCAACUCAGACUUCGAUAUGA